AUGUCUAACAGUAGUUCAUAUACCUGUAAGGGUGUGAAGGGAAACAAGCGCUCUGAAACCAGUGAUGCUGUACAACUGACUGUGUCUGAUAAACCCCAACCUGUCCUGAGUAUCUCUCCUCAGUGGCUGAACCCUGGAGACUCAGUGACUCUGAGCUGUGAAGUUGACAAGACGUCUACAGGCUGGAGGUUCUCCUGGUACAGGACUGUUCUCUACAGAGCUGGGUUACCCUCCCUAUCAGACAAGUCUUACUCUCUACUGCCCCAAUCUGACAAUGGGACUACUGAAGACUCCUACACUCUGAUUCCUGCUGGUCCUACUCCCACAGGAGGAUAUGUGUGUAGAGUUGGGAGAGGAGACCCAGUCUAUAAUUCACUCUACAGUGAACCUCAGUUUCUCUGGUCAGGAGAUCUGCAGCCUUCAGUGUCUCUCAGAAUAAGUCCCAACACAACUCAACACUUUAGAUCAAAGUCUCUCUCACUGAGCUGUGAGGAGAAGGGGAACUCUACUGGAUGGAGACUGAUGAGAUACACAGAGAGAGGAGUAGAGUCAGGGUGUGUCUCUAACUGGGGAUCAAUAACAGGGUCAACAUGUACCAUCAGGUCCACAUACACAGGGGACAGUGGAGUGUUCUGGUGUGAGUCUGGAUCAGGAGAGUACAGUAAUGCUGUCAACAUCACAGUGGAUGCUGGUGAUGUGAUCCUGGAGAGCCCUGUCCAUCCCAUGACUGAAGGAGACUCUGUGACUCUGACCUGCAAAUACUGGACAACCAGCUCAAACAUCAAGGCUGAUUUCUACAAAGAUGGAGUACUCAUCAAGAAUGAGACCACAGGAGAGAUGACCAUCCCUGCAGUAUCCAAGUCAGAUGAAGGAUUCUACAAAUGCAAAUCCCCUGACAAGGGAGAAUCACCAGAGAGCUGGAUGACAGUGAGAGUCGUAUCUCCUGGAUCCUCUACAUCAGUCCUAGUAGGAGUGGUUGUGGGUCUGGUUGUUGCUGGUGUUCUACUGGUCAUUCUCUAA
This is a messenger RNA of Salmo salar (Atlantic salmon), 1020 nucleotides long. Its product is annotated as high affinity immunoglobulin gamma Fc receptor I-like. Gene Ontology annotation, biological process: cell surface receptor signaling pathway; immune response. The record is from RefSeq and is a predicted model, not a curated record. Gene Ontology annotation, molecular function: transmembrane signaling receptor activity. Gene Ontology annotation, cellular component: external side of plasma membrane. NCBI's taxonomy places the organism in Eukaryota, Metazoa, Chordata, Actinopteri, Salmoniformes, Salmonidae.